Messenger RNA from Hypoxylon fragiforme, 1676 nucleotides. RefSeq names its product FAD dependent oxidoreductase. Gene Ontology annotation, molecular function: oxidoreductase activity. The transcript has a single exon. The record is from RefSeq and is a predicted model, not a curated record. Gene Ontology annotation, biological process: retrograde transport, endosome to Golgi. Bases 171 to 1607 code for a protein of 478 amino acids. Lineage: Eukaryota; Fungi; Ascomycota; Sordariomycetes; Xylariales; Hypoxylaceae. Gene Ontology annotation, cellular component: late endosome; cytoplasm.
GUCAGGCAUGUACCAGGUAUUAGUUACUUUAGAUCAAACUGGAUACAACCAUGCCAUCUUCUACUCUUCCAUUCUUCUACUCUUCCAUUCUUCCAAUCUUCUAUUACAUUCAAGCUGCCACCUUUUUAGGAGAAACAUAAUUGUUACAGCUACAGCUACAGCUUAAAUGGAUGAUUAGAGCCACCUCAAUCCGUCUCCUCACCACCCCCACCAUUCGCGCAAUGUCCUCAACACCAAAGGAAAUCACGAUUAUAGGUGGAGGGAUCAUCGGCUGUACCACUGCCUACUAUCUAACCCGACAUCCCUCCUACUCACCCGAAACCCAUCGGAUAACCCUCCUCGAAGCCUCCUCGACCAGUGCUGGUGGGCGUACCCCGGACAGCAUCCAGGACCCUGCCACCCUAGCCGACCCCGCCACCGUCUCCAAGAAAAACCCCGCCCACGAUGGCAUCGCUGGUGCCGCAAGUGGUAAGGCAGGCGGCCUGCUCGCGAAAUGGGCUUUCCCACAGAAUAUCGCCCCCUUAAGCUUCCAAUUGCAUGCGGAAUUGGCGAAAGAGCACGACGGGGAUAGGAGAUGGGGAUACAGACGCUGUAAUGCGAGCCAGGUUGAAUUGCGAGGACGUUUAUCGCCUGAAUCCGGCAGUGCCAUGGCAGGCGACGCCGAACCUGUCGGCAGCGGUGCGGAGAAAGGCACAAAGGGCCUUCACAAAGAUCACAGAAAGAAUGCCAAAGCUCUCCAGAAAAUAGGCGCCCCCGAAGAUCUCGACUGGGUAGACACCGACGAGGCGCUGGCUGACUACGAUGAAAUCGGCAACACGGAUAACACAGCGCAAGUGCACCCCGAGCUAUUCACCAGAAGCAUGGCGCAGCUAGCGGAGGAUAAAGGCGUGCGGAUCGUAACAGGCGCCAAAGUGACUUCAAUCACCAGGUCCAAAGACAACAAGGGCGUGGAAAGCGUCACGUAUGAGAAGGACGGGCACGAGGAAACCCUGCCCGCAACAACCUGUGUAGUGGCCGCGGGCCCCUGGACGCGCCUCGUGCUACCCGAAAUACCCGUCACCGCCGCCCGCGCGCAUAGCGUCGUCAUCCAGACGCCGCGCCCGGUAUCCGCAUACGCCCUCUUCACCUCCAUUAAGCUGCCCGUCGGUUUCCCUGCGCCGACGCCCGAGCGAUCCCGGGGAACCUCCUCGGCAGCAGCGCAAAAGCUCCGGGGACCACAAAUCGUCGACCCCGAGAUCUACGCGCGGCCCGACGGAACCGCGUACGCCUGCGGACCCACCGACAACGUCGUCGCCCUGCCACCGCUCAGCGCCGACGUGGAAGUCGACACGGGGCGAUGCGCGGACAUUGAGCGGCAGGUCGGCUCGAUCAGCGACGAGCUGGGGAGGGAUGGGAAGGUGCUCGCGAGACAGGCGUGUUAUCUGCCGCAGGGUGGGCCGUGGAUAGGUCAGGUGGGGGACACGAAGGGGUUGAUUGUCGCGGCGGGGCAUACGUGCUGGGGUAUACAGAAUGCGCCGGCGACGGGAAAGCUGGUUAGUGAGAUUGUUUAUGAUGGGGGGGUCAAGAGUGCGAGGUUGGGGGGUUGUGAUCCGAAGUUGGUGGUGUGAGCGAAGCUGCAUGCCUACUACUUAAUCGAUCUAGCCAAAAGAGUAAAAUAUUGUCACAAACGUUGGUGG